AUGAAUCGCAGCCUUGCACUGGAGCGAUUUCAAGUACUGACGAACCAAGAUUGCGACCCAGAAGAUGCCAUUCGAGUGCUCGAAGACAUUUGGUCAUUGGUCCCGUCUUACAUUCAGUGCAUCCUCGAGGGACUGCAACUCUUGGAAGACCGAGGAAAUCCGUCGCAUACCGACCGCGUGCUGCGUGUCCUGAGAGUGAUAGUCUCACAAACGCCACCUGACGGAGACACAGACGAGUUCCAUGUUCCGCGGGUCACGACAAUAUGCUUCAUUAGCGACGGAUACGUUGACUGUCUGGCCCAGUCGGUGCAGCGGGGGCCGAUCGACAAGCUCGUGUCUGUCGAUGAGUUUGACCAGACUUUGUCUGAAGAGGGGGAGAAGACUGUUGCCACUUCGCAAUGA
Messenger RNA from Cyphellophora europaea CBS 101466, 402 nucleotides. RefSeq lists its product as uncharacterized. The transcript has a single exon. The record is from RefSeq and is a predicted model, not a curated record. Bases 1 to 402 code for a protein of 133 amino acids. NCBI's taxonomy places the organism in Eukaryota, Fungi, Ascomycota, Eurotiomycetes, Chaetothyriales, Cyphellophoraceae.